AUGGCUGCUUUGGAGCGACAAUUUACCAAACUUUCACUUCUUGAAGAGGAACUUGGGGCCCUAGUGGAAGACUUCCAGACACUGAAGCAGGUCGGAGACGCUCCUGUCCUCAAUCCCAAUGAUGAUCUUAUGUUAACGUUUAGUAAACUUGCAAACUUGAUCAAAUACAUGGAAUUGCUUCUUGCCGAGAAAAUAGACUCUAGUGAAGUGGGACCGGAAGUUGAUCGAUUUCGAAAAGGUCUAGAGACUUACAAUGAAUAUCUGAACUCCAUUAAGGAGGAUCUUCCGAAGGACGCCAAUCUGGAGAUUAGUACAAUGAGGCUUGACGAAGCUCUUAACAGACCCAGACCCAAGAUAAAGAAAUCCAAAUCUGUGAGGUUCAAGGAGAAUUUGAUAGAUCCUUCAGAAUCACAGAAGCGGGCGCAAGCUGCUUCUUCCCGCACUUAUAACGACGACCCAAGCAAAGACUCACUUUUCGAGACCAACACCUUAUACAAGGACGACAGUGGGAGUACGAUAGAUCAUAUGCGAAUGUCAAAUAAACAAAUAUUUAUGGAAAACCAGCAAGAAUUAAUAGAUCAGGAUGAAAUCAUCAAUUCAUUAUCGCAAUCGGUCAAUAGACAGCACGAGAUGUCUUUGCAGAUCGGAGAUGAAGUAGGCGAUCACAUGGUGUUACUUGAUGACUUAGAGUCAGGGAUAUCAAGAGCAAAUGCGAAAAUCAUUCGAGGACGGUCGAACAUUGAUCGCUUCAGGCAGAAAUUGAAAGAGCAUGGCGACUGGUUCACUAUAUUCGUGCUCGUGAUUAUUAUGUUCAUCCUGCUUGUUGUUUUGAAGUGA
Molecule: messenger RNA, 837 nt
Organism: Ogataea angusta
Lineage: Eukaryota; Fungi; Ascomycota; Pichiomycetes; Pichiales; Pichiaceae
Exons: 1
Coding region: 1-837 (278 amino acids)
Source: RefSeq, a predicted model, not a curated record